AUGGGACGCAAAUCAAAGCGCCUGCGUUUCAAGUCCAAAUUUAUUACAGCUGAACUGGCUCAACUAUUCAGUCAUUCGGAUAGCGAGGAGGAAUUUGAAGGUUUCAGUGAGGACGAAAGAGUGGUUAAAGGACGUUCAAACAAUAAAUUCAACACUAAGGUGGUGGAGCCAGAAGAUGGCAGUGAUGUGGACACAGGUUUCUAUUCUGAUGGUGAGGAGACACCAAAACCAAAGAGAAGUCUUUUAGUAGCUCUCAGAUUUCCAGUCAAACAGUCACCCACCCCAAAACGGGAGCCGCAAGCAAAAAUCGUCAAGAAGCCAGUUAAGGAGACUGUGGCACAGAGGGUGCGGCACAGGAUGAAGAAGGAAGAAGUUGGACAAAGAGAUGAACAGACAAAGAAGAAGGUAGAAGAAGAGCCUGUGUGCCAAGCCCUAAGCAAGCGGGACAAAAACAUCCAGGAGAAUAAAGCCAAGCUGGCUGAGCUGUUUGCUGACCUCGCUUCAAUAGCUGACCUGACUUUACCCCAGACACCUCAAAUGAAGAAGCGCAGACAAGUGAAAACAACACCUCGCAAGCGCAAAUUAGAACAGGAAAGUGGCUCGGAACGGAGGAACCCGUCCCGCAAGGCUCGACCUCCUGAGAACUUUGCGGUGGACCAAGUGUGCGAGCCAUUGCCGCGGAGUGGCCCCAGGGCGGUAGACCUCAGGAGACUUUUAGAGGUGGAUGAAGAAAGCGCCGGCAACAAUCCGAAAAAGAGGAGGAGCCACAGACGCAGUCAAUACGAGUACAAGUCAGUUGAUGAAAUCACCGAAGAUGACUUGGAGAACAUUGCGUACCGAAGCAAAGAUAAGAUCUGGGACAAGGACCAUGGAAGCUCUUGCCAUCAGUGCAGACAAAAAACACUUGACACAAAAACCGUGUGCCGCAGCGGCUUCUGUUCUGCGGGUAAAGGCCAGUUCUGCGGACCGUGCCUGAAGAACCGCUACGGCGAAGACGUGCGCACCGUACUGCUCGACCCGACAUGGUCAUGUCCUAUCUGUCGAGGAAUGUGUAACUGCAGCUUGUGUCGGAAGAAAGAGGGUCGCUGCGCCACUGGGAUUUUGGUCGGGCUGGCCCGCUAUAACGGCCAUGACAACGUCCAUGAGUAUUUGGAAAGAUGA
This is a messenger RNA of Nerophis lumbriciformis (worm pipefish), 1161 nucleotides long. The record is from RefSeq and is a predicted model, not a curated record. Lineage: Eukaryota; Metazoa; Chordata; Actinopteri; Syngnathiformes; Syngnathidae.